AUGUCCGUGUCUAAGUCAGGCAGAAGAUGGACCCUUAAAUUUGGGGGGAAGAAGGAGGGGGAAAGCGGUGAACAAGGAUACAAGGAUGUGCGCGUUGCCUCCAUAUGCCUGUGGUGCGUCAGCAGCCAGGAGUGCGUGGAGUACCCUGUCCGAAGGAUCCUUCCCCCGAGUGACCUGUGCGAGCUGCGCUCGGCCCGCUGGGGAGUCUGCUGGGUGAACUUUGAAGCCCUGAUCAUUGCGAUGUCUGUGGUGGGGGGAAUGAUCCUGAUUAUGCUGGGUGUCUGCUGCUGCUGCUGUUGUCGGAAAAAGAGCAAAAAGCCUGACAAGGAUGAUGAAAAAGCGGCCAGAGAGCGAGAGAAGAGGAGGGUGCGACAAGAGGAGAGGAGAGCAGAGAUGAAAUCAAGACAUGAUGAAAUCCGAAGAAAAUAUGGCCUGUUCAAGGAAGAGAACCCUUAUGCGAAAUUUGAGAAUUAAUAGCAUCUCCUGACCUGCUCAGCACAGCUGAACAGUGCCCUCCUGCACAGAGCCACAAGGACUCUGCACCUACCAAAAGCAAACCGCUGUGAUGCCACUUCUUGCUUCCCUUGCCACGAAAGAGGGGCCAA
Molecule: messenger RNA, 605 nt
Organism: Tinamus guttatus (white-throated tinamou)
Lineage: Eukaryota; Metazoa; Chordata; Aves; Tinamiformes; Tinamidae
Source: RefSeq, a predicted model, not a curated record